AACGCGUUUUAACCUAAUAUAAAGUUCAUUUCAUGGAAAUAAAAAGGACAACACAUUGUGAAAUCAAUAUCAUGAGUCAAUAUCUUAAUAAACAAUCUCACAUGGAAGUGCAUUCAGCAUAAAGAUAAAUCAGACUGUGUUUGAGGAUUGUGGGUAAAUUUCAAGAUGUCAGCGCCCGUCGUCCGGUGGAUUUGUGAGGAACUUUCCAAUCUUUUGGGAUUUGAGGCCACAGAGGACAUCGCAAAAUACAUCCUGGCCAUUGAAACAGAGAAGGACCUUGAAGAAUACAUGCAAGAUUUGCUUGAGCCAUCAGUUCCUAGAAACAAAAGAUUUAUUAAAAAGUUGCUUGAGAAAUGGCGACCUCCUCCCAGAAAGGUUGAAGGUCCAUCGGAAAAUGUCAAGGUAUAUAGAAAGUCAGACGAUAUAGAAUAUGUUCAUGGUAAGGAUAAAGCUGUUAAAACCAAGACGAAAGCUUUAGAUGAAGGAAGUCAGCUCACUAAAGAGAAUGUAGAGAAGAAUCUCAAAAGCCUUGGAAUGGAUGAUACACCUAAACCAAUAGAAGAUAUGAAUGGGUUUGGAGAUGUUGAGACAGAAUCUAUGAUGUCUAAUACAACAUCAGCCAGCACACGGAGUAGGAAAUCAAAGUUUGUAAACCUGUUUAGUGAAAAAGGUCUUGCCAAAUCUGGGGCCAAAAUACCAGGAAGACAUACAUGUGAGUGCCAGGCUGUUAAACACAAGCUAGUGAAUAAUUGUGUUGGGUGUGGCAGAGUCGUCUGUGAGCAAGAAGGUUCUGGGCCUUGUAUGUUUUGUGAUACACUGGUUUGCACAAAUGAAGAAGGAGAAAUGAUAGCAAGGGGCUCAAAGAAAGGAGAAAAAUUAAAGAACUACCUUAUGAAGGACCAGUAUAAGGGCUUGAUUAAAGAUUCUGAAGAAAAAUUGGAAAAAGCUAUAGCUCAUAAAAAUAGGUUACUGGAAUAUGACAGAACGAGUGCAAGGCGAACUAAAGUCAUAGAUGACGAAUCAGACUAUUUUUCCUCAGAUUCUCAAUGGUUGUCUAAAAAGGAUAGAGAAAAACUUAAGAAACGAGAGGAAGAAUUACGUGCAAUAAAACAUGCCUCUCGUAAAGACAGAAAAAUCACAUUAGACUUUGCUGGUAGACGUGUUAUAGAGGAAGGUGGCGAUGUUGAUUUGUACAACAUUAAUGAUAGCGUUGUACAGGAAGUGCAUUAUGGGGCAAAACCUAAAUCAAAGACAAUCGAUUUGAAACAAGAGGAUUUUAUUGGUUUAGUGAAUCCUACGUUAGAACAACCUCCACCUUUAUUCAUUCCAAGUGAUGGGCCUUACAGUAAGAAGGUUUCUAAUCCCACCACCGCUGUCACCAAUAAUAUAAUAACAGAAAAGCGUACUGUGAGGCUACAAGAUUGUGAGCUCCAGCAAAUGUCUGAUGAUGGCAUGUGUCUCAGCAUGCAUCAGCCAUGGGCAUCACUUCUAGUCAAAGGUAUCAAAAUUCAUGAGGGUAGAACCUGGUACACUCCACACAGGGGUCGUCUAUGGAUAGCUGCUACAGCCAAGAAGCCCACUGCUGAAGAAAUAGCUGACCUUGAACAAGCAGCAAGAUUCACAAGUGCAAUUCCUUUAUCGGAUUCCGACUUUCCAAGGGAAUAUCCAGUAGCCUGUCUGCUAGGAUGUGUUGACGUGUCUGAUUGUUUGGCCCAAGAUGAAUACAGAUUGCAGUAUCCCACUGGAGAGUCAGGGUCACCCUAUGUUCUGAUAUGUAACAACCCGCAAGAACUUAUAGUCAAAUUUCCCAUUAAAGGAAAACAUAAAAUAUAUAAACUAGAAGCCCAUGUUCACCAGGGUGCUAAAAAAGGACUAAGAAAAGUUGUGAGAUGACACGUGGACUGAACAGAUAAAUUAUAGGAUACAGCCGAGAAUACAUGUGGUGUCGGGAAAAUUCAUCUUCACAACUAUUGGUUACACUCAGCUUCUACUUCCACCGAGAAAAUUAGUUAAAUUGAUAAUGACAAGAAUGUGAAAUUGAAGACUUUGGGCAUCUUUCAUCAGAAGGCUUCAUUGCUCUUUCAAUCAAGAAGUGAAAUCAAUUGAAGAAGUGAAAUCAAUCAAAAAGUGAAAUCAAUACAAAUGA
This is a messenger RNA of Owenia fusiformis, 2146 nucleotides long. NCBI's taxonomy places the organism in Eukaryota, Metazoa, Annelida, Polychaeta, Sabellida, Oweniidae. The record is from the annotation of a GenBank genome assembly.